This is a messenger RNA of Fundulus heteroclitus (mummichog), 2046 nucleotides long. It is a transcript of the gene rcor1, whose product is annotated as REST corepressor 1. The coding region runs from base 288 to 1643 and encodes 451 amino acids. NCBI's taxonomy places the organism in Eukaryota, Metazoa, Chordata, Actinopteri, Cyprinodontiformes, Fundulidae. Gene Ontology annotation, cellular component: histone deacetylase complex; transcription regulator complex. The transcript has 13 exons. Gene Ontology annotation, biological process: negative regulation of DNA-templated transcription; regulation of transcription by RNA polymerase II. Gene Ontology annotation, molecular function: transcription corepressor activity. The record is from RefSeq and is a predicted model, not a curated record.
UUGAGGACGACCUGUGAUGGCAGCAGAGAUCCCACUUUGAGAUUCUCCUCUCAGAUCGAUCAGCCUCACAUGCUCCGCUCUCCUGGACCACUUUCUAGAACCGGGUCUCGGUAGUUGUUGCUGGUUCUGUCCCAGCCGCCUGGUUUGAUGUGAUCCUUCGUGGCGUCGGUUAUUGGCUCCCAAACUUUUCGGACUCGUCCGACUUUCAGACAGCGCACUCGGCGUCUUCGGUGCAGGCAGGAAAGCUAACAGGCUAAGUGUUAGCCUCAACCGGCUCCGGACUCCCGAUGCCGACGAUGCUGGAGAGGAACUCGGAGGCUCCGGUGAAGAAGAGGGGCCGGGCCCCGGCCAGCAGCGGCAGCGGCUACCCCGGAGCAGCGGCGAACAACGGCAGGAAGAACUUGUCCGGUAACGAGACCAGCACCAUCAGCUGCUGGGAAGAAGGAAGUUCAGGCUCCAGCAGCGACGAGGACCAUGGUGGAGGAGGGAUGCGAGUGGGACCGCAGUACCAGGCCGUGGUUCCGGACUUUGACCCGGAUGUUGCCAAGGCAGCUCACCUCAGAGACAACUUGGGGAUGCUGGUUUGGAUCCCCAGCAGCUGCCUGAACCAGACUCAAUUGGACGAGUACAUUGCUAUCGCCAAGGAGAAACACGGCUACAACAUGGAACAGGCUCUGGGGAUGCUCUUCUGGCACAAGCACAACAUUGAAAAGUCUCUGGCUGACUUACCAAACUUCACUCCGUUUCCUGAUGAGUGGACAGUGGAGGACAAAGUCUUGUUCGAGCAGGCCUUUAGCUUCCACGGGAAGAGUUUCCACCGCAUCCAGCAGAUGUUACCUGAUAAGUCCAUGGCCAGUCUGGUGCGUUUUUACUACUCCUGGAAGAAAAGUCGCAGUAAAACCAGCAUGAUGGACCGACAGACCCGGAAACACAGGCGGGAACAAGGAGACAGUGAUGAAGAAGUGGAGAAUGGGACUGUAAAUCCUUCCAGCGACUCAGAGAUGGACUUAAAUAAAGACAAGAAGGAGCCGACUUCUGCAUCAGAGAAAGUAGAAGUGAAACCAGCUUCCAGUCUGAAGAUAGGUGGGAAGACAUCCCAGCGAAUGAAGAAACGCCCUCCCAGAGGAAUGUUUCUGAAUCAACAGGACGUCGUUUCUCUGUCCUCUACAACUGCUCAGGGACUCACAAGACAGCUGGACGGUCAGCUGGUGUCCAUAAAGAGACAGAUUCAGACCAUCAAACAGACAAACAGUGCUCUGAAGGAGAAACUUGGCUCUGGAGUCGAGGAGUUCAGGCAACCUGAGGCAAACCCGAAGUUCAAUAACCGUUGGACCACAGAAGAGCAGCUUCUUGCUGUCCAAGCUAUCAGGAAGUAUGGACGGGACUAUCAGGCCAUUUCAGACGUGAUUGGCAACAAGUCGGUGGUCCAGGUGAAGAACUUUCUUGUGAACUACCGAAGAAGGUUUAACCUUGACGAGGUUCUCCAAGAGUGGGAAGCAGAACAUGAAAUGGAAGGUGGAGACGUCAAAGCAGAGGAUGAUAAAAUGAUGGAGGAAAACAUGAACGCCUGUGCAGCGGAAGAGGAUGAGGCUGCUUGUCAGCCGAAAAAGGAGGACUCCUCUCUUCCCAUGGAUUCAGAGUAGCCCCUGGCCUGCUGAGAUGCCAGCUGCACACCUGGCCCAGCCUCUUGGAGGAUUUCCUUCUUUAAUAGUUUCUGUUUAUUAUUUUAUUACUCUGUUUUUCAGUGUUACUCCUGCUUGUGUUUGUCAUGAAGUCAUCCCCAUCCUCAAUGGACCAAUCAAUAUUUCAGCCAUAAAUUACAUUCGGAAGAAGGUUGUUUUAUUUUUGUUUUUUGUUUUUUUUGUCACAUAACUGUUGAUUUUACUUUUUGAAUCCUUUUUAUGUUUGUGUUUUUGGAUCCAAGGUGCAGAAAGAAAGUUGGAUGAAGGUUGGGUUACAGGGAGCUUGUAAUGUCUUUAUUAUCUUAUUGUUUUUAAUAUUUUCUUCUUAGAAGAAAAUACAAUAAAACCAAAGUUUAUUAAGAAA